Messenger RNA from Puntigrus tetrazona (Sumatra barb), 877 nucleotides. RefSeq lists its product as uncharacterized. Bases 1 to 672 code for a protein of 223 amino acids. The record is from RefSeq and is a predicted model, not a curated record. Lineage: Eukaryota; Metazoa; Chordata; Actinopteri; Cypriniformes; Cyprinidae. The transcript has 4 exons.
AUGUGUGUUGAGUUGAGUUUGACCACAGGUCACGCUGCGUCACUGCAGAUGUCUCGAGAGGAUUGCGAGACAAAAAGAGAAGUAAAUACUGUGUCGUACCGCGCAGAAGGCAGGCGUCUUUUCGACAUGUGGAUUUUUUUUGUUUUUCUCGCCCACAUCUCCUCAGACUCUGGCACUUACGCCUGCGGAGUGGACAGGUUUCUUAAAGACACUUACAGCUACAUAAUUCUGAGUGUGAUUGAGGUGUCUACAUUAACCCCCGUUAGAACAAGCUCAACCAGACCUCCUCCGAGAAGAACAACUACAGACAAAACCGAUCUUUUGGUUCAUGUUGGUGCUAGUUUUGGUGCUCUGGUGCUGGUUUUCACAGUCAUCCUCUUCAUAUUCAUCAAACUAAAGCAUAAGCAGAAGAAACGCUCCUCCGGUUGGACGCCGUCCACACAUCAACCGGACUUUCCGACGUAUGCCGCACUAAAUAUCACUGCACAAACAGACAGUCUGAACUAUUCCUCUGUGCAAUUUGUCAAAGGACCCGACUGCGGUGUGAAGAUCGGUGAGUUGUUUGAAAUGAUCCCAGUGGAAACACUUUAUUCGCACGUUCAAACUCGACACCGAUCAGAUACCACUGAUCCAAAUCCAGUAAUCUAUUCCAAUUUUAAUAAAGGACAGUAGAUGAGGUUUCGAAUGCUUCUCAUCUCUGGUCCUCAAGGUCCAUGUUCCUGCAGAGUUUAGCUUUUAAUCAAAGUCACACGCCUGUAACUUUUAGACGCCUUUUAAUCAGCUUGUUCAGAUGUGUUUGAUUAGACGGCAUUUGACAGCAUUGCUAACGUGAAAGCACAGUUGGUACUUUAAUCGAAAUAAAAUACAGUGAAGCAAA